Molecule: messenger RNA, 1101 nt
Organism: Nerophis lumbriciformis (worm pipefish)
Lineage: Eukaryota; Metazoa; Chordata; Actinopteri; Syngnathiformes; Syngnathidae
Source: RefSeq, a predicted model, not a curated record
AUGUUAAAUGCAGUGGCUGCUCAGAUUCGUUAUUCUAUUCCCGAAGAGAUGAAGAAAGGCUCCGUCAUUGGUAACGUUGCACACGAUCUUGGCUUAAAUAUAAAAAGGAUGAGAGCAGGGCGGGCCCGCAUCGUGACGGGAGAAAACAUCCAGUACACUGAGCUGAGGGCAGACAAAGGGCUUUUGGUCGUCAAUGACAGAAUAGACCGAGAGCAGCUUUGUGGAGAUGUGACGCCGUGUAGUUUCAGCUUUGAGAUCAUUUUAGAAAACCCGAUGGAGUUGCACAGAAUAACCAUCCUAAUCCAGGAUGCUAACGACAACGGGCCUCAGAUCUUGUACCCAGUCCAGACAGGUGGCUCAGUGCUGGCUGAAAUGGUGCCACGUUCGGCAGAAGUGGGCUAUCUAGUGACUAAAGUGGUGGCUGUGGACGUGGACUCUGGACAGAACGCCUGGCUUUCAUAUAAAGUGCACAAAGCAACAGAUAGGGCGCUUUUUGAAGUGGGCCUCCACAAUGGAGAAGUAAGAACUGUCCGCCAAGUGACUGAUAAAGAUGCUGUUAAACAAAGACUGACUGUUAUAGUGGAGGACAACGGGCAGCCUUCUCGUUCAGCUACUGUUGUUGUUAACGUGGCUGUGGCGGAUAGCUUCCCUGAAGUGCUGUCAGAGUUCACUGACUUUAGCAUGUAUGACAAGGAGUACAACGACAGGCUGACUUUUUACUUGGUCUUGGCUUUGGCAGUGGUCUCCUUCCUCUUCAUCACCUGUUUGUUGCUCAUCAUAUCAGUCAAAGUGUACAGGUGGCGACAAUCUCGCAUCCUGCACUCCAACCUGCCAGUUAUUCCGUAUUACCCGCCAAGGUACUCGGACACUUUGGGAACAGGGACCCUCCCUCACGUGUACAAUUACGAGUUGUGCAGGACUACUGACUCCAGGAAAAGUGACUGCAAAUUGGACAGGGCUUCUAGCCACAAUAUUCUGGUGAUGGACCCCAAUUCUACAGGGACGAUGCAGAAGUUAUACAGGGAGAGGAACAUCCUUGAUGAACCAGACUCACCUCUCGAGAACCAUGGUCAGAGACAUAAGGGCACCAUUAGCUUAUAA